This is a messenger RNA of Ictalurus furcatus (blue catfish), 3923 nucleotides long. RefSeq names its product musashi RNA-binding protein 2a (gene msi2a). The record is from RefSeq and is a predicted model, not a curated record. NCBI's taxonomy places the organism in Eukaryota, Metazoa, Chordata, Actinopteri, Siluriformes, Ictaluridae. Gene Ontology annotation, molecular function: RNA binding. The coding region runs from base 1936 to 3165 and encodes 409 amino acids. The transcript is spliced from 15 exons. Gene Ontology annotation, cellular component: cytoplasm.
AUGAACUAUAAACACUGUAUGCGGAUAUGACGCAUGCAGUACACGGAGCGUCAGAGUCCGGUAUCAGUCUAUCUAUCAGUCAGAGUCCAGGGUAAAUGUGCAUGAUAAAGUGCAGUGCGCGGGAGAGAGAGUGGGUUGUGCCUGUGCUGGGGGUAUUACAACAUUAAACGUGUACUGCAAACGGAAUCUGAUCACAAGCAUUCUAUCACUGCUGGGGAAAAAAAACACAAUAGGAACGCUCAUAUCAUUUGUAAUGGUUUUAUUGGGAAUUGUGUUGGUUUUAACGGGAACUCUCAUAUAAUUUUGUAAUGGUUUUAUUGGGAAUUGUAUUGGUUUUAACGGGAACUCUCAUAUAAUUUUGUAAUGGUUUUAUUGGGAAUUGUAUUGGUUUUAACGGGAACGCUCAUAUAAUUUUGUAAUGGUUUUAUUGGGAAUUGUAUUGGUUUUAACAGGAACUCUCAUAAUUUUGUAAUGGUUUUAUUGGGAAUUGUAUUGGUUUUAAUGGGAACUCUCAUAAUUUUGUAAUGGUUUUAUUGGGAAUUGUAUUGGUUUUAACGGGAACACUCAUAAUUUUGUAAUGGUUUUAUUGGGAAUUGUAUUGGUUUUAACGGGAACACUCAUAUAAUUUCGUAAUGGUUUUAAUGGGAACGCUCAUAUAAUUUUGUAAUGGUUUUAUUGGGAAUUGUAUUGGUUUUAAUGGGAACUCUCAUAAUUUUGAAAUGUUUUAUUGGAAAUUGUACUGGUUUUAACGGGAACGCUCAUAUAAUUUCGUAAUGGUUUUAAUGGGAACUCUCAUAUAAUUUUGUAAUGGUUUUAUUGGGAAUUGUAUUGGUUUUAACGGGAAUGCUCAUAUAAUUUUGUAAUGGUUUUAUUGGGAAUUGUGUUGGUUUUAACGGGAACUCUCAUAUAGUUUUGUAAUGGUUUUAAUGGGCACUCUCAUAAUUUUGUAAUGGUUUUAUUGGGAAUUGUAUUGGUUUUAACGGGAACGCUCAUAUAGUUUUGUAAUGGUUUUAAUGGGAACUCAUAUAAUUUUGUAAUGGUUUUAUUGGGAAUUGUAUUGGCUUUAACGGGAACGCUCAUAUAGUUUUGUAAUGGUUUUAAUGGGAACUCAUAUAAUUUUGUAAUGGUUUUAUUGGAAAUUGUAUUGGUUUUAACGGGAACGCUCAUAUAGUUUUGUAAUGGUUUUAUUGGGAACUCUCAUAUUAUUUUGUAAUGGUUUUAAAGGGAACUCUCAUAUAAUCUUGUAAUGGUUUUAUUGGGAAUUGUAUUGGUUUUACCUGGAACUCUAAUGGUCCUACUGGUAGUGUUACCUUCUGUUAGAUGCAUGUUGUGUAGCGUCUAGUGGAUACCAUUAAGAAACAAUAAAGGUAAUGGUUUUAAUGGUUGUUAACAGUUGAUGGUUUGUAAUGGUAUUUGCAGUGGAAACCAUUACUGUGAUACUGAACAACUAUUGUUGUUUUUGUUUUUUUUAAUAAAACGUAUAAAUAAAGUAAAACUUUUGGUUUGUCUGAUUUUUUUUUGUUGUUGUUUUUUUUGUUGACCGACAGGGGGCGUGGUUUCCGGAGUCGUCGUCCUCUUCAUCAGAAGGAGGAGAGUUGUCGGUCUGACGUCAAGCACGCUGGCCACGCCCCCUCUUUCUGGCCGUUAGAGGGCGGGGCUGGGAGCAGGAGGCUGAGCCUGAUCCCCACGUGUGACGAUUUUGCCUUCCCGCUUCGGUAAUAUUCCUCCUGCGCUUCUGUUUUGCGCCUCGUCCCACUCUCUCUCUCUCUCUCUCUCUCUCGCUCUCCCUCCCUCCCUCCCUCCCCGUUCUGUAUGUGUGUGUGUAUGAGAGAGAGUCAGUGUGUGCGUGUGUGUGUGUGUGUGAGUGUGUGAGAGAGAGUGUGUGCGUUUCGUAGUUUUACUGCCCUGUAGUUUUUUUUUGUGAGACAGCGCGCUAUGGAUGGAGACGGGAGCCAAGCCACGUCCGGAAGCCCGAGCGACACGCAGCAUGACCCGGGCAAAAUGUUUAUCGGUGGCCUGAGCUGGCAGACCUCACCAGACAGCCUUAGAGAAUAUUUCAGCAAAUUUGGAGAGAUCAGAGAAUGCAUGGUGAUGCGAGACCCCACAACCAAACGCUCAAGAGGCUUCGGGUUCGUUACGUUCGCUGACGCGGCCAGCGUAGAUAAAGUCCUAGCUCAGCCGCACCACGAAUUAGACUCAAAGACGAUUGACCCUAAAGUGGCCUUCCCUCGCCGCGCUCAGCCUAAGAUGGUCACAAGAACGAAGAAAAUAUUUGUGGGUGGUCUGUCAGCGAACACAGUGGUGGACGACGUGAAGCAGUAUUUCGAGCAGUUCGGGAAGGUAGAAGACGCUAUGCUAAUGUUCGACAAGACCACUAACAGACACAGAGGCUUUGGCUUCGUAACCUUUGAGAACGAAGACGUCGUAGAGAAAGUCUGUGAAAUUCAUUUCCAUGAAAUCAAUAAUAAAAUGGUAGAAUGUAAGAAGGCCCAGCCCAAAGAGGUGAUGUUCCCCCCGGGCACACGGGGCAGGGCCAGGGGUCUGCCCUACACCAUGGACGCCUUCAUGCUGGGAAUGGGCAUGCUGAGUUACCCGAACAUCGUGGCGACGUAUGGGCGUGGAUACACUGGAUUCGCUCCGAGUUAUAGCUACCAGUUUCCCGGUUUCCCGGCAGCGGCGUACGGUCCGGUGGCGGCGGCGGUGGCGGCAGCACGAGGCUCAGGUAGGGGCGCCCGAGGAAGAGGCAGCUACGUGGCGUACCCACAGAACACGGGGCCAGGCUUUCCCGAUUAUGGGUUUUAUUCCGCGCCCAGUGACCAGCGGGGGGCUCCCUGCUCCUUUGCCGACUAUGGCUCCCUGGGGCCUCAGGCGGCUCAGAUGCUGCAAAGCGAGCACGCCACAUCCGCCUGCAACUCUCCCCUGCAGCACCUUCACAGCCCGGAUCAGUUUAAGAGCCCAGGUUUGUAUGGCGCUAACCCCGCUCGGCCUGGAGCCUUCCCGGGUGCCAACAGUCCGGGGCCCGUAGCCGAUCUGUACGGCCCGACUAGUCAGGAAUCGGCCGUGGGGAACUACAUCAGUGCUGCUAGUCCUCAGCCUGGCUCCGGCUUCAGCCACGGCAUUGCUGGCCCCUUGAUUGCGACGGCUUUUACAAACGGAUACCAUUGAAACCUAACAGGUGGUCGGUCGCCAUCUCAGUGGAGUGUAAAUCUGGAGGUCCUGGGAAGAAGGGCCGAAGUUUCUAACUGGUCGUGUACAGGUGAUGACUUGAGACUUCAAGCACUGCAGCAUCCCAUUGGUGAAAGGGACAGGGGGUGGCACCAUGAAGAAGAAAAGAACAAAGGAUAUGUUAAGCUCAUUUAAAAAAAAAAGAAAAAAAAAAUUAUUAAUAAUUAUAAUAAUAACUGCUGUACCAUAACCCCCACCACCCUCUUGUAACCACGUAGCUUUUAUUUGUUCUGUAUGGUAUUUUAUUUCUCUUUAUUUUCUGAUGCUUUUAGUUGGUUAAGUUGCAUAGUUGAUAAACAACGAAGAAGAAGAAAAAAAAAAAAUGGUUUGGUUGGUUUGUGAUCAUUUAGAUUUUUUUUUUUUUUUAAUUUCUAUUUCAUGUGAAUUUUCUUUCGGCAUUUUGGAAAGUGUAGUUUGUGUGUUUACUGGUCAUGUCUGAAUUACCUUUGGUACCAAUUGUUGUAAAGCUCCGAUUUUAUGGUGUCAUAUUUGCACAAAAACAGUUAACGAUCCAGCGUUACAGCUAUGAGAGAGAACAUUUCAUUUCGAGUGAAAAACCGAGAGGGUAACCGAUCUAAUCAAUCUUAGUAGCUGUUUUUAAUUCUUGUGAUGUCUCAUUGUCGAUCAUAAUUACCUAUUUUUGGGCAAUACAAAGAGGACUCCAAUAUUUUUAUGGUCCUUUUUUUUUAUGUGUUGUU